AUGGCGUGCUUCAAGAAACAGUGGUUCACUCCAUCAGAAUUUCCAAGAACUCUUCAACACCCUCUCUCACGUCCAAGAACUCACAUUUUGACUGUUCCUUUUUUCCUUCUCUCCCUCUUCCUCCUCUCAGCAUCAUACACCACGACUAGCAACUCUCCCAAAGCCAACGCUGCCACCUCUCGAUUAUUCCCAUUUUCUUUGAAUCAUGGGUUGGCACGUCCUCCAGUUACUUUCACCAACUCCCAUACGGUUUCAAAGUCACAGAGCAGAGGCACAUUCUCUUCAGUUACCGCAGCAGAAAGAACUCACCGCAAUUCCACAAACAGAGAGUCACAAGUUAUAAGGGACCUCACUUCCUGCGACAUCUUUGAUGGUACUUGGGUUCAUGAUGAUGCUGGACCCGUUUAUCAACUUGGCUCGUGUCCAUUUCUUGAUGACGCUUUCAACUGUUUCAAGAAUGGACGUGCUGAUUCGGAAUAUCUUAAAUAUCGGUGGAAGCCACACGGAUGUCAGAUUCCAAGGUUUGAUGGGUUGAAAAUGUUGCGCAUGCUAAGAGGUAAGAGGCUGGUGUUCGUAGGGGAUUCCUUGAACAGGAACAUGUGGCUGUCUCUGGUUUGUGCAUUGAGGGCAUCUCUGAAAGAUAAGAGCAAAAUCUAUGAAGUUUCAGGAAGGCGUGAAUUCAGGAUUCAAGGUUUUUUCUCUUUCAAAUUCAGAGAUUAUGGAUGUUCCAUUGACUUCGUCAAAUCCCCAUUUCUUGUCCAAGAAUGGAGAAUGUCACGUAAGGGUGGAACUCCUCAAAGGGAAACUCUCAGGCUUGACAUGAUCCAAGCAUCUAAGUAUCAGUACCAUAAUGCUGAUAUAAUCAUUUUCAACACAGGCCACUGGUGGAAUCACGACAAGACCAGAAAUGGCAGAAAUUAUUUUCAAGAAGGUAAUCAUGUUUAUGACAGAUUAGAAGUUUCUGAAGCAUUAAGAAAAGCGCUCAAGACAUGGGCUAAAUGGGUUGAUUCAAAAGUUGAUAGCACGCGUACAAGGGUUUUCUUUACUGGAUUCUCAGCUUCUCAUUACAGAGGGGGACAAUGGAACUCAGGAGGUAAAUGUGAUGGGGAGAGACAACCAAUUACAAAUGAGAGCUAUCUAGCAGCAUAUCCAUGGACAAUGAAGAUUGUUGAAAGUGUAAUAGCAGAAAUGAAGACACCAGUGUUUUACCUCAAUAUUACAAAAAUGACUGAUUACAGAAAAGAUGGGCAUCCUUCAAGAUACAGAGAAAGAGGUGUGAAUAAAGGCCUGAGGAUGGUACAGGACUGCAGCCACUGGUGCCUUCCUGGAAUUCCAGACUCCUGGAAUGAGCUCCUUCAUGCCACUCUUAUAGCACACAAUCAUUUUCUCACUACUACCAAUUAUUAG
This is a messenger RNA of Gastrolobium bilobum, 1407 nucleotides long. Its product is annotated as protein trichome birefringence-like 4. The coding region runs from base 1 to 1407 and encodes 468 amino acids. Lineage: Eukaryota; Viridiplantae; Streptophyta; Magnoliopsida; Fabales; Fabaceae. The record is from RefSeq and is a predicted model, not a curated record. Gene Ontology annotation, molecular function: O-acetyltransferase activity. The transcript has 5 exons. Gene Ontology annotation, cellular component: Golgi apparatus.